Arabidopsis lyrata subsp. lyrata is the source of this 643-nucleotide messenger RNA. RefSeq names its product 60S ribosomal protein L36-3. Gene Ontology annotation, molecular function: structural constituent of ribosome. The record is from RefSeq and is a predicted model, not a curated record. The transcript is spliced from 4 exons. The coding region runs from base 113 to 439 and encodes 108 amino acids. Gene Ontology annotation, biological process: cytoplasmic translation. Gene Ontology annotation, cellular component: ribosome; cytosolic large ribosomal subunit. Lineage: Eukaryota; Viridiplantae; Streptophyta; Magnoliopsida; Brassicales; Brassicaceae.
CUAAACCCUAAUUCCUUUAUUUUGGAGAAGACUAUAAAAACCGAUUUCUCUCACAUUCCUCUUCUCUUUCGACUUCCCUGGCGGCGCAUUCAGAGAUUCAAACUCAGAGAAAAUGGUGGCGACAGGCUUAUUCGUGGGGCUAAACAAAGGACAUGUUGUUACCAAACGCGAGCAACCUCCUCGCCCUAACAACAGAAAAGGGAAAACAAGCAAAAGGACUCUUUUUAUCAGGAGUCUCAUCAAGGAAGUUGCGGGUCAAGCUCCCUAUGAGAAGAGGAUCACUGAGCUUUUGAAGGUUGGUAAAGACAAGAGAGCUCUUAAAGUUGCCAAGAGAAAGUUGGGAACUCACAAGAGAGCUAAGAGAAAGAGAGAGGAGAUGUCUAGUGUUCUCCGCAAGAUGAGGUCUGGUGGUGGUGGUGCAUCCGAGAAGAAGAAGUGAUGCAGUGACUCUGGUUCAGCGCUCUGUUUCUUCGAAAAACCAGUUUUCUGUUUUUAGUACUUUGCCUUAUGUUUCCGUUGGAUAUUUUGUAGCAGAGAUUAUUAAAUGUUGAAACGAAACCAUUAUGACUUAUGAGCAACUUGUCUACCGGUGUGGCUACGUCUGGUCCUACUUGGAGAUUUCAAAUAUUCGUUACAAUGAUCA